This is a messenger RNA of Salvia hispanica, 2308 nucleotides long. RefSeq names its product RHO guanyl-nucleotide exchange factor 14 (gene ROPGEF14). The record is from RefSeq and is a predicted model, not a curated record. NCBI's taxonomy places the organism in Eukaryota, Viridiplantae, Streptophyta, Magnoliopsida, Lamiales, Lamiaceae. Gene Ontology annotation, molecular function: guanyl-nucleotide exchange factor activity.
CACUGCCAUAUUUUUAUCGGACAAAAAGCUUCUCAAUUCAAGAGCUGGGCUUCACUUCCUCCACCACUCUCCUCUGUCUCUUCUUCCCGCUCCACCAUCAACAAUCAAGAUAUAUAGAUAGAGGGAGAGAGGUAUGUGAUGUAAUAAAUGGAAUUACACCACUCUUAAAACUUAUAUUAUAUUCUCUCAAUUCUUGAUUUUGAUUCCACACUCUGAAUUUUGGGGGCUUCUUUUUCCUAUCUACUGAGUACAUUCAAUCAAACGGAGAAGAAGAUUUUUUUUGAAACAAGCAUUUGUUUUCUGUUGCAUUCAUCAUCAAACAGGAGGGUUUUCUUUGUUGGGAUAAAAAGUGUCAAAGCUGUGUUGCAGAGGACUGACAUCAACGCAAACUGAAACUACUCUCUUUUUUGACCCAUUCUUUCUGUCAAAAAAGCUUGCUUCAUUAAGUUAAAGGAAGGUGGUUUAUAAAAAUCAUAUUUUUAUAUAUAAAAAACAGACUUCACAAUGAUCAUGAGGAGGAGAUUUGCUUGUUGUACGAGAGACAUGAGAAAUAUGAGCAUCGAUUUCGAUGAAGAAGACAAGAUAAUGACGUAUAAUGGUCUAGAGAGCUGCAUUCAGUCUUUUGAUAAUGAUAGUGGCACCAGCAGAGGGGAUGGCUGUGUCACUGACUCCCAUGAUGAGGAUGACUCGAGCUGCUCGUCCAGCAAUAAUGCUUCUGGAUCGUUCUCCUCUAUCUGGACGAUAUUGAAGAAAGACGAUCAGUGUCAAGAUGAGUGGAAUUUCACAGCAACCCCUAGACAUAUCCUUGCAAAAGAAAAGCCACAGCAUACCAGCCAAUGCUCAGAUAUUGAAACAAUUAAGGAAAAGUUUGCUAAGCUGUUGCUUGGGGAGGAUAUUACCGGUGGAGCAAAGGGCAUCUCCACUGCAUUAGCGCUAUCAAAUGCUAUCAAUAAUCUAGCAGCUUCCGUCUUUGGUGAGCUUUGGAAGUUAGAGCCGUUGACGGAUGAGAGUAAGGGAAAAUGGCAAAGAGAAAUGGAUUGGCUGCUUGCCCCAACUAACUAUAUGGUCGAGUUGGUUCCUGCAAAGCACAAUGAUGCUAAUGGCCGGACAAUAGAGAUCAUGACUCCAAAAGCUCGAGCGGACAUCAACAUGAAUCUUCCAGCUCUGCGGAAAUUGGAUUCCAUGCUCAUUGAAACCCUCGACUCGAUGGUGAAUACAGAAUUCUGGUAUGCUGAGGUUGGCAGCCGAGCUGAAGGAAGGAGCCGGAGCUCUGGACAGAGCAAGCGGUGGUGGCUUCCUUCCCCGCAAGUGCCCACAGUCGGCCUCUCAGAGAUAGAAAGAAAGAGAUUGCUGCAUCAGGGCAAAUUGAUCUUUCAAGUUUUCAAAGCUGCCAAAGCCAUCAACGAGAACAUCUUGGCUGAUAUGCCGAUCCCUGCCAACAUCAGAGACGCGCUCCCAAAGUCCCCGAAGACGAGCCUUGGAGAGGAACUGUACAAAAUACUGUCUGCAGAGUGUCUGCCUGCCGAGGAUAUGAUCAACUGCCUGAAUCUGAAAUCUGACGUCGGUGCUCUUGAUGCCAUCAACCGGCUGGAAGGUGCUAUAUUCGCAUGGAAAGAGAGAGAAAUGGAGCAAGACAAUGUCAAGUCCCCCAUGCGAAGGUCGUGGUCUUUCGUUUUAGAUCCAUUGUCCGAACUCGAUAAGACGGAAGCGUUGAUUCACCGAGCCGAACUACUGGUGCUGCAGCUCAAGAGCAAGUAUCCAAAUCUUCCUCAGACGUUCUUAGAUGUCACAAAAAUCAAAUACGGAAUGGAUGUUGGACACUCGAUUCUUGAAGCCUACUCUAGAGUUUUAUCCAACACAGCAUUCAGCAUUCUGUCACGGCUAGGAGACAUUCUUCAAGAAGACAUUGUGAGCAACCCCAACUCUCCGAUUGCGAUGUCGCAGCUUGUUGGAGCUAGGAUCCCGGGGAUCUCGGACAGCCCGAUGCUCGACCGUGUCCGCCACUCCCUCAUCAAUCAGCUGAACUCCACAGAUGCGAAAUCUUGCAAUUCCAGUGUCGUCUCUGACGACGCUUCCGACGUUGAGGCUCGUAACGAUGGAGCUAAGAUUACCUCGGUUAGCGCGACACCAAGCCGCCGUGCUUGGUGCGUCGGCAGAAAUGCUUGCCAAUUUAUGUCUGGUAGAUAUGACUGAUACGAACUCAUAUUCUGUCUAUGUAAAUAACACACCAUGUUUGUGUCGUGCAGCAGCUUAUUAUGUGUUGAGUUACAUUUGAAACUCAAUAUAUUCAUAUAUGUUUCACAGUCAA